Molecule: messenger RNA, 3632 nt
Organism: Nylanderia fulva
Lineage: Eukaryota; Metazoa; Arthropoda; Insecta; Hymenoptera; Formicidae
Source: RefSeq, a predicted model, not a curated record
UUUCUGUAUGGAUAUUACGAACCUACAUUGUUAAUUUUGUAUGAACCAGUAAGAACAUUUUCAGGACGUAUUGCUGUAAGACAGGACACUUGCGCAAUGGUUGCUAUAUCCUUAAACAUUCAGCAAAGGGUACAUCCUAUCAUUUGGUCUGUCUCUAAUUUACCAUUUGAUUGUUAUCAAGUUGUACCUGUGAAAAAACCUCUUGGUGGCACAUUAAUAAUGGCGGUUAAUUCGCUUAUUUAUUUAAAUCAAAGUAUACCACCAUAUGGAGUAUCGCUUAACAGUUUAGCAGAUACAAGUACCAAUUUUCCAUUAAAGCCACAAGAGGGAGUAAAAAUGAGCUUAGAAGGUGCACAAGUCGCAUUUAUAUCUGGGGAUCGUUUAGUUAUCUCUUUAAAGAGUGGAGAACUUUAUGUUUUGUCUCUCUUUGCCGACAGUAUGCGAUCUGUACGUGGAUUUCACUUUGAUAAAGCAGCAGCUAGUGUGUUAACAUCAUGUGUAUGUAUGUGUGAAGACAAUUAUCUGUUUCUUGGCUCUCGACUCGGUAAUUCGUUAUUACGAUUUACCGAAAAGGAACCGGAAACUCUGAAGAAUCUGAAUGAUGGUGAGAUCACUAUUGACGAAAACGAAAGCGAGGACCCGGCCAAGAAGGCGAAGCAAGACUUUCUCGGUGACUGGAUGGCAUCGGACGUGUUAGACAUUAAAUCCAGAAGAAUGGAAGUGUAUGGAAGCGAAACUCACACGUCUAUCCAAAUAACAUCAUAUAUUUUUGAGGUGUGCGACAGUUUAUUAAACAUUGGACCAUGUGGAAAUAUUUCCAUGGGAGAACCAGCUUUCUUGUCGGAAGAAUUUCUACAUAAUCAGGAUCCCGAUGUCGAACUCGUAACGACAUCCGGAUAUGGCAAAAAUGGUGCGCUUUGUGUAUUGCAACGUUCCAUACGUCCUCAGGUUGUGACAACAUUUGAAUUGCCUGGCUGUGAAGAUAUGUGGACUGUUAUUGGCACAUUAAAUAAUGAUGAGCAAGUUAAGGCAGAAGCAGAGGGAUCUCAUGUUUUCUUAAUAUUGAGUCAAGAAGAUUCAACCAUGAUUCUGCAAACCGGUCAGGAAAUUAACGAAGUAGACCAGAGUGGGUUCAGCACUCAAGGAAGUACAGUAUUCGCCGGUAAUCUCGGUGCUAAUAGAUAUGUGCAAGUUACUCAAAUGGGUGUGCGUCUUUUACAAGGCAUUGAACAAAUCCAGCAUAUGCCUAUAGAUCUUGGCUGUCCAAUUGUGCACGCAAGUUGUGCCGAUCCGUAUGUAACAUUACUCUCGGAAGAUGGACAAGUAGUAUUGUUGACACUUAGAGAAGUGAGGGGUACAGCGAGAUUGCAUGCUCAACCUGCCAAUUUAUUAUUUCGUCCCCAGAUAGAGGCAUUAUGCACUUAUAGAGAUGUAAGCGGGAUAUUUACGACGCAAUUGUCCGAGAGUGUGGACGACGAGCAAACCGAAGAGGAGCACAAUGUAGAGGAACCGUCUCUCCUCACCAAUAUUGAUAACGAAGACGACCUAUUAUAUGGCGAUGCUCCAGCAUUCCAAAUGCCUGCACCAUCAUAUCAAAAACCAUCGGAUGGAAUUACUAAGAAAGCGCCUUGGUGGCAGAGACAUUUGCAAGAAAUUAAGCCCACAUACUGGCUACUUGUGUAUAGAGAUAGUGGGACUUUGGAAAUUUACUCCCUACCGGAUUUACGACUCUCUUAUCUCAUUCGUAAUUUUGGCUAUGGUCAGUAUGUGUUGCACGACAGCAUGGAAUCUACGACAUUGCAAUCAACACCUGUCAAUGAAAUCCCUAAUCCUGAAAUGCAGGUUCGUGAGAUUCUAAUGGUCGCUUUGGGACAUCAUGGAAAUCGACCGAUGCUUUUGGUACGUCUCGAUUCGGAAUUGCAAAUUUAUCAAGCUUAUAGAUAUCCAAAGGGACAUCUAAAACUGAGGUUUAAAAAAUUGGAACAUGGAAUAAUCCCGGGACGCUUCAGGUUUCCCAAACCCAAGGAAGAGGACAUGCCCAUGAAUAGUGACACUCGUAUUUGCAUGAUGCGUUAUUUUAGCAACAUUGCCGGAUACAAUGGUGUAUUUAUCUGCAGCGAUUAUCCGCAUUGGAUAUUCUUGACUGGACGCGGUGAAUUACGCACGCAUCCAAUGGGCAUCGAUGGCCCCAUCACGUCUUUCGCUGCUUUUAAUAAUGUUAAUUGCCCACAAGGUUUUCUAUAUUUUAAUAGAAAGGAAGAGCUACGGAUAUGCGUUUUGCCGACACACUUAUCAUACGACGCUCCUUGGCCAGUUAGAAAAGUGCCUUUACGAUGUACUCCACAUUUUGUUACCUAUCAUUUGGAAAGUAAAACCUAUUGUGUCAUAACAAGCAUAGCUGAACCGCUGAAAAGUUACUACAGAUUUAAUGGCGAAGAUAAGGAAUUUACCGAGGAAGAACGUCCAGAAAGAUUUCUUUACCCGUCUCAAGAACAAUCCAUUGUAUUAUUUUCUCCAGUUUCAUGGGAGACGAUUCCUAAUACAAUCGAACUGGAACAAUGGGAACAUGUCACUUGCUUAAAAAAUGUAUCUCUGGCUUAUGAAGGAACGAGAUCUGGUUUGAAAGGUUACAUAGUAUUGGGAACAAACUAUAAUUAUGGCGAAGAUAUUACAAGUAGAGGACGUAUACUUAUAUUUGACAUAAUUGAAGUAGUACCUGAGCCUGGUCAACCAUUAAAAAAUAGAUUUAAACAGAUUUACGCGAAAGAACAAAAAGGACCUAUAACUGCUAUAACUCAAGUAUCAGGAUUUUUAGUCUCGGCAGUUGGUCAAAAAAUCUACAUUUGGCAGUUGAAAGACAACGAUCUCGUUGGAGUUGCUUUUAUUGAUACUCAAAUUUAUAUCCAUCAGAUGCUGAGUAUCAAAAGUCUUAUUCUGAUAGCUGACGUUUAUAAAUCAAUUAGUUUGCUAAGAUUUCAGGAGGAAUACAGGACACUCUCUCUUGUUAGUAGAGAUUUUAGACCUGCAGAAGUGUAUACUAUAGAAUAUUUAAUUGAUAACACAAAUUUAGGAUUUUUUGUGGCUGAUGGAGAGAGCAAUCUAGCUUUAUUUAUGUAUCAGCCAGCGAGGGAAAGUUUAGGAGGCCAAAAGCUGAUUAGAAAGGCGGAUUUUCAUUUAGGACAGAAGGUGAAUACUUUCUUCCGUAUUAGAUCUAGACUCACCGAUCCUGCAAAUGAUAAAAAGCACUUUUCCGGUGCUGAGAAAAGACAUGUCACCAUGUAUGCAACGUUAGACGGCAGUCUUGGUUACAUACUGCCAGUACCAGAAAAAACAUAUCGAAGACUGCUUAUGUUACAAAACGUGCUGGUGACACAUAUCUGUCACAUUGCAGGCUUGAAUCCAAAAUCAUAUCGCACGUAUAAAAGUUAUAUACGAAAUCAAGGUAAUCCAGCAAGAGGUAUUAUUGACGGCGAUUUGGUCUGGCGUUAUCUUCUCUUGCCAAACAACGAAAAAGCAGAUGUAGCUAAAAAAAUUGGAACACGCGUUCAGGAGAUAAUCGAAGAUAUUACUGAAAUUGAUCGACAAACGGCGCAUUUCUAAUUAUAUAGCUUAUAUUGUAUUAGACUUAAUAA